UGUGCAACCAUUAUUUUAACUUCCACUUCUUCGACAAAGUUCAUAAAGUAUUUUACGGGAGUCCGGACAAAAUUAGCGAUGAAUCUCACGUCUCUUGCCUUCUUGACGAUUUUGCUCCUGUCGGCUUCGGCCAGAGUUGAGUCUCAUCGCAAGCUGAACAAGGUCCAACAAGGUGAAGCAAUUCCUGGUCAGUAUGUGAUCGAACUCGACUCCAGCGUUGGAGAUUCGAGAGGAUUUACGGCAAGAGUAUUGCAGCGCUCCUUACGAUCCAAUGUUAUUGAGAACUACGAUUUUGCCCUGAAAGGUUUUGCCGUGAAGGAUCUUCCAGACGAGGUCCUGGACUUUCUACUCAACCUUGAUGAUGUUCUGUCCGUAUCUGAAGAUGGCUUUGUCGAAAUGGACCAGGUGCAAGCCGGUCCAACUUGGGGUCUAGAUGUCAUAGAUGGCUCUGACGAUGACAAAUAUACCUACAGUUUUACUGGAAAAGGCGUCGACGCUUACAUCCUUGAUACUGGGAUCGCCGCUCACAGCGAUUUUGAGGGCCGUGUCGCUUCCUGUAUUUCCUUCGCCAAUGAGGCUUGCGGAUCGGAUGGCAGUGGCCAUGGCACUCAUGUGGCUGGUACUGUCGGUUCUAAAACCUACGGAGUUGCGAAAGAAGUCACACUUCACGACGUCAAAGUACUCAACGCGAUGGGUAGAGGAACGUACAGUGGGGUGAUUGCUGCCAUCGAUCAUAUAUCCAAGAUUAAAAGAGAGAACACUAGCAAGAAGAUGGUCAUCAAUAUGAGCCUUUCAGGUGGAACAAAUUCUGCUCUGGACAACGCCAUCAAUUCUGCUGCCAAUCUGGGAAUCGUCGUCGUGGUAGCAGCUGGAAACGCGAAUGCAGAUGCUUGCAACUUUUCACCAUCUUCCGCUGCAGGUGCGCUUGCGGUCGGCGCAAUGAACGGCUCAAAUGGUCGUACCGUCUUCUCAAACUGGGGCAGUUGCGUUGAUAUAUUUGCCCCUGGUGUUGGUAUCGUGUCACUGUCGACUACAGGAGGAACUUCCACAAAGGCUGGGACUUCAAUGGCAUCCCCACACGUUGCCGGUGUGGCUGCAUUGUAUCUCGAAGCUGGAAGGUCAGCAUCAAAUAUCCAGACUGACGCUGUUGCUGGUAAACUCUCCAACUUAUCAGGCUCUCCCAAUAAGUUGGCAACCACCUCUCAACUUUCGAAGUCAAUUACCCAGGCCCCGACUCCUGCCCCAACGCUGAGACCCACACGAGCUCCAACACGAAAACCCACUACCGCGCCGGUGGUGAUUACGGUUCCACAAGAAAAUCCAAAUUUGUGUAUUGGUGCUGGAGGCUUAUGCAGCAGCUCAGCUGACUGUUGCGACGGGCAGACCUGCAGUCGAUCCUGGACUCCAAGUACAGGAGUCUUCAAGUCUUGUCGAUCAUCAUCAAGCUGGUGGGGUUUCUAAGUAUCAAAUAAUCCUUUCAUUUUGUUUGCCAUAUGGCAUACUGGCUCAAAACUUCGUGUUGUGCCUUGUUGAUUGCAAGAAGCACUUUUUUAACUUUCUCUUUACUCUGACAGUGAGUAGAAUCUCUAUAUAGUCAAAUUGUCCUUC
Phaeodactylum tricornutum CCAP 1055/1 is the source of this 1608-nucleotide messenger RNA. RefSeq lists its product with no specific name. The record is from RefSeq and is a predicted model, not a curated record. Gene Ontology annotation, molecular function: serine-type endopeptidase activity. Gene Ontology annotation, biological process: proteolysis. The transcript is spliced from 2 exons. NCBI's taxonomy places the organism in Eukaryota, Bacillariophyta, Bacillariophyceae, Surirellales, Neidiaceae. Bases 79 to 1461 code for a protein of 460 amino acids.